This is a messenger RNA of Paramormyrops kingsleyae, 5488 nucleotides long. RefSeq names its product DNA-binding protein SATB2-like. Gene Ontology annotation, biological process: chromatin remodeling; regulation of transcription by RNA polymerase II. NCBI's taxonomy places the organism in Eukaryota, Metazoa, Chordata, Actinopteri, Osteoglossiformes, Mormyridae. Gene Ontology annotation, molecular function: RNA polymerase II cis-regulatory region sequence-specific DNA binding; DNA-binding transcription factor activity, RNA polymerase II-specific. The record is from RefSeq and is a predicted model, not a curated record.
GAAACUGUGAACAAGAUGCCUAGUAUUCUGUGUGAAAUCUGAAGUGCAUGACGAGUAUACAUGUUUUCUCAGACUUUUGUUUUCUGAAGGUUUCAUUUCAGACCAUUCCGUUUUUUCCCUAUCACAGAGAGGUCCUGGAGCAUUUUACUCGCUAGAAACGGAACGGGUGGAGAGGACGAAUCUCUCUAAACGGCCGUGACUGGAGCUUUCCGAUCCGUUGUUUCUUGUAUCGUCCAUCGGUACUGGCGCAUGGUGCUGUGUUCCUGUGGGACCCCUUUGCGACACGGCGAGCCGAUUGUGUGAGAGUUUCUUUCUAUCACACUCUUACUUUCGCUCUCUCAGCUUCAUACACAAUCAAUCUCUAUCCUAUCAUACAAUUUCUUUCAUCCUCCGUGAAUCAGACGCUGUGAGUGGAAUCACCUUCCGAACCGAUCAAUUCCCCAUCCAACGAAGCAAACCUAAGUUUCAACCCUGGAUUCAAUACUUUUAAUCAAUGGACAGGAUCCCUUUGCCAUCCAGGCAAGAUACAGACACAACAUAAACAGCCCACAUUCUCUGGUGGGAGCUCCACUUGGUGGCUGGCAAGGGAUGGAGCGCGGCUGUGAGAGCCCUCGGCGAUGGGACAGCCCUGAGCAGCGUGGUGGAAGCCCGGAGCUCAGUGGGCCCCCACCAGGGAAGAUCACCCGCCUGGAGCUCAAUGGGAGCCCCACUGGACCACGGAGCAGUCACAACGGCGCCCCCCCAAGGCCCCUUGGAGGUCUGAUGAUUCCAGUGUUCUGUGUGGUGGAGCAGGUGGAUGGGGGUGUGUCCUCUGAAAGGGGUGUGGCCACAGACAGCGAAUGGCGGGAGGAGCAUGCAGAGUUUGUGUUGGUGCGCAGGGACAUCCUCUUUUCUCAGCUGGUGGAGACUGCCCUUUUGGCCUUGGGCUAUUCACACACUUCUGCAGCCCAGGCACAAGGUAUCAUCAAAGUGGGCCGCUGGAAACCACUGCCCAUCCGCUGCCUGACAGAUGCUUCUGAGGCCACUGUGGGUGACAUGUUGCUGGAUGUCUACCAUAUGGUCACCUUGCGCAUACAGCUGCAGAGCUUUUCCAAGCUGGAGGACCUGCCGUCGGAGCAGUGGAACCAUGCCACUGUGCGCAAUGCCCUCAAGGAGCUGCUAAAAGAGAUGAAUCAGAGCUCACUGGCCAAAGAGUGCCCUCUAUCUCAGAGCAUGAUCUCUUCCAUUGUAAACAGCUCCUACUAUGCCAAUGUCUCCAAUUCCAAGUGCCAAGAGUUUGGCCGUUGGUACAAGAAGUACAAGAAAGCCAAAGGGGAUUACCUGGAAAAGACAUGGUCUGGGCGAGAAAAAUCUGACAUCAAAGUGGAGAGGGAGAGCCUGGCUGACAUCUGCAUGCUGGGUCAACGCCCCCCACCUCACCUGCAGGCCCCAGCCCAACUGGGCUCCCCAGUGGGUAUAGGGAGUCUGGUAAAGGGACCGGCAGAGUCGCCCUCUUCAGGCCAUCAGCCGCAGCAGCAGCAAUCCCAGCAGCCUCCGCUCCACCACAGCCCUCCUCUGCGUGCCCAAGUGCCCCUGUUAACUCCGGGGGGGCUUCUGUCCCCCCAGCUGAGCCCCCAGCUGGUGCGGCAGCAGCUGGCAAUGGCCCACAUCCUCAAUCAGCAGCUGGCUGUGAGUCGCCUGCUGGCCCAGCAGCACCCCUCUGCCCUGGGCCCCCCGUACCUCGGCCAUCCGCCAUCGCCGGCUGCUGCCCGCACCCCCACCAAGGCCGGCGACCCAGCCGCCGCAGACGUCUCCCCCGACAUCUACCAGCAAGUCCGCGACGAGCUGAAGCGCGCCAGCGUCUCACAGGCCGUCUUUGCCCGCGUGGCCUUCAAUCGCACACAGGGCCUGUUAUCUGAGAUCCUGCGUAAAGAGGAGGACCCGCGCUCAGCGUCUCAGUCCCUGCUGGUGAAUCUCAAGGCCAUGCAGAACUUCCUCAACCUGCCCGAGUCCGAUCGCGACCGCAUUUACCAGGAGGAGCGUGAGCGUAGCAUGAAUCCUCAGGUCGGCUUGCCGGCCUCCGCUGCCAUCCCCACCGGGGGGCCCCGUCUCCCCCAGCCAAAGCCCGUUGGCCCCAGCCCUGAGAUGCCCCUGAAGCUGGAGACCCUGGUCAGCAUCUCCUCAGGCAUCUAUGAUGAGAUCCAGCAGGAGAUGAAGCGGGCCAAGGUCUCCCAGGCCCUGUUUGCCAAGGUGGCAGCCAACAAGAGCCAGGGCUGGCUUUGCGAGCUCCUGCGCUGGAAGGAGAACCCCACCCCGGAGAACCGGACCCUCUGGGACAACCUGUGCACCAUCCGGCGCUUCCUAACUUUGCCCCAAGCAGACCGAGACCUGGCCUAUGAGGAGGAGUCCCGACACCAGCACCAUGGCGAAUGGCCACACACCGUGCUGCACCCCCUCCCAGAGCCACAGGCACUCACCAGGCAACCCACCCAGCCCUCAAAAGACCCCUCCUCUAUAAGCGAAGACUCAGUACCUGCCUCAAAUGCAAGCUCAGGAAUUAAAGAAGGGGUACAGGCCGGAGCGGGUGGACCCAAGAAGCCCCGUCUGAGGACCAAGAUCUCUCUGGAGUCACUAGGUAUUCUGCAGAGCUUCAUCCAGGACGUGGGUCUGUACCCUGACCAAGAGGCCGUCCAUACACUGUCCGCACAGCUGGACUUGCCCAAACACACUGUUGUCAAGUUCUUCCAAAACCAGCGCUACUACGUGAAGCACCACGGUAAACUGACAGAGCUUGGUGACGCAGCCGGGGACGUCUCAGAAUACCGCGACGAGGAGCUUCCCUCGGGCUCUGAGGAUGCCGAGUCCAUCGAGGAGAGCAACCACGAAGGGGAGCGUUUCGUCUCAGAGACAAGGAGUGGCCCCAGUGAUGCCAAGGAGCGAGCCCAGAUCCUGACUGCCAGCCCAGGAGGAAAUCCCCCCAGCCCCCAGGACACUGGAGAACACCAGAGAUAAUUCAGCAAGAACAAAAACAGAGAGGGGGGUGCAGAGGGAAUGAAGGGGUGAAAUGUGGACCACAACAGUGAAUAGCUGAGAGGGGGGGGCAGUGGUUAGCUGAGAAAAGAGAAAUGCAUCCAAGAGUCUGGUAAAAGGCCAUGAUAGACCAGGGUAGAGCAGGGGGAGCUUAAGGAAGCUAAAGCGGAGCUAGAGGGAAAAUGCAAUGAAAACACAAUGUAAUACCUCAGAAGUAAGGAGGAUGGGUAUGUGUAUGUGCGUCUAAGAGGGAGCUCUGUCCUGUAACACUGUUCUUAGUAUAUACAUUUUGAAAGGUGGGUUUUCCCAAUAGGGGCCUACUGAACUGAGUCAGUGGCUGGGUCACCUGCUAUCUCAGCAGUCAGUGGCGUAUCUCCUUUGGCUGCUCCCUCCCAAUGCCCUGCAUGUGCCCAUGUGGAGAUUGCCAAAAGUCAGCUGCUAUUUUGCCUGAUUACAAGGGACUAAGCUGAAGAUGACAGCGGGAACCAUCCAUCCAGACAUCCAAAGCCAAGACGGCAGGGCCUGUAAGAGGCUGAGAGCAGUUGUCCCUCUGGCUGUGGAUCCUACGCGGCCGUCGGGAGUCCCUGACUGUGGCUGUCUCGGGGUUUAUACACAGUAUAUUUUGGAGUCACUGUGAUGGUUGAUAUCAACGUUUCUUCAAACAAAUGUGGUUUGCUGACAUCUUGAAGAUGUCAGUCAACCUCCAGCCCAUUUCCGGCCUUCUCUAAAUUGGUUACAUUCCCCAUCACCACUUCCCCCACCAGCCUGUGGGGGUGGGAGAGAAGUUCAAUGCUGAGCUGAAACCCCCCUUCAGCAGGAACCCCUCACAUUCUGCACUUUAAAAGAAACCCGGGCGAUGCAGCCGCCUUCCCCGGUUGUUCUCUGUUAAUUUUCAUCACAAGGGAGACAGAAAUCCAUAUGUUGUCAUCUGGAACAUUCUCUGCACCCUUUUUCCAUCACUGUUAACACAGCUCCAGUCUCUCUGCACCAAACAACAAACAGGAUGGCAGUUUCAGAUACUGGCACCUGAGGACCACAAAAGAGACAGAGACCUACGUGCCAGUCACAUGACCUUUGUGUGCAUUCCCGGGUUCUAUUUGUUUGUGUUUGUCUUUGCAGGUCUUUACCUGUAGUACAGGCCAGGAUGGAGGAAAUACAGUGUGUUUAAUGACAAAAUGCUGAUGCAAAAAUCAGGGACAUAAAAAUGAUAAAAAGUCAAAAUACAUCCAUAUAUUAAUGUUUAAACCUUUCCAUAACUGAAUAGAGAUUCCCAUAUUUGUGGUAACAGGAAGUAAAUGGCCUUCUGUCAUUAUCUCUGAUUGGAUUGGCACUCCUUAUUCCAAUGGACACCAUGAAGUUAAUUUCACACCCUAUUUAUUGUUCCCAUUAUCCAUAGGUAAUAGUGUUAGUGUCAAUAUCGUUAUCAUCUUUGUUUUUUCAUUGUGUUACUGUUGUUUUUGUUUGCCUGAUGUCAAUUUUUAACAGGUGGCAGUUGCUCUGGAAAUAAUAUAAUGAGAAAUUGCCAAAAUUAAGUAUGAAAGAGAAGUAGUUACUGAAGUCAUGAAAUACUGCAGUAUUAUUUGCAUCAUCUUUUAUAAGGGGACGAUUCCAAGUAAAAAGCAACUGGGCAUAAUUGGAGCAGAACCUUCUAGGCUUCUAAGAUUGAUAUUUAGUUUGGAUUAUUGAACCUUUAAUGAUAAUGUCCAGCUUCAGUAGAGGGGUACAUUGUCUUUUUUCCAUGAUUCCAGCUAUACUUUUCACAUGAUUCAGUCAUGUCAGAGAGGGUCAUGUAGAGCGAGGGCCUAGUGCUCUUUCAGGGGAAGCAUAUCAGAGAGGGUCAUGUAGAGCGUAGGCCUAGUGCUCUUUCAGGGGAAGCAUGUCAGAGAGGGUCAUGUAGGGCUUGGGCCCAGUGCUCUUUCAGGGGAAGCAUGUCAGAGAGGGUCAUGUAGAGCGAGGGUCUAGUGCUCUUUCAGGGGAAGCAUAUCAGAGAGGGUCAUGUAGAGCGUGGGCCCAGUGCUCUUUCAGGGGAAGCAUAUCAGAGUGGGUCAUGUAGAGCGUGGGCCCAGUGCUCUUUCAGGGGAAGCAUAUCAGAGAGGGUCAUGUAGAGCGAGGGCCCAGUGCUCUUUCAGGGAAAUUUCCUGAUCUAUGGCCAGAUGUGUGAAAUGAUAUGGGGCCUCAGGCCAGGUCCACCCAGCACACUUGGGUCCACCUUCUUGAUGUGAUCCUUUGGAUUUAAACCUGUGAAGUGCAUGUUUCUUUUUGUUUAUUUUGCUGAAUUGCUUUUAACAUGCAACUGUAAGAACAGGGUGGAGUUAUGUGGCCUCUCAGGAAGUGAGUAUAUAACGAGUGUUAGACAGCUUGGUACAUGUACACAUGCGGACACACAUGUACACACAUAGACACACGCGGACACACAUGUACACACAUAGACACACACGGACACACAUGUACACACAUAGGCACACACGGACACACAUGU